AUGAAGUUUGGGAAACUCAUACAAGCUCAACAAGUCCCAGGAUGGUCUCAGUACUAUCUCGACUACAAGUUUCUCAAAAAGAUCAUCUCUUCAUUGGCUUCAAAUCGCCCGGCAUCAGAGGCGGCGUCGCUGGCCCUGGGUGUGCGACCCUCUGAUAUUUUCAAUCAGUCCCAGCCAUCAGCGGAUAGCCUCGGUCGACCUCCCAUAUUCUCAUCGUCGGGUCAGGAUGAUGAUCGAGGGCCGGAUUUCCAGGCCCACAAGGCUGCCUUCUUCUUCAAGCUUGAGCGCGAACUCGAGAAGAUAAAUGCAUUUUAUCUGCAAAAGGAAGCUGAACUCCAGUUGAGGUUGGAGACACUGCUGUCCAAACGACGUGCUGCUGCGAUGCGGGGCAUUCCCGACCCUACCGAUGACUCCACGCAGCUCAAUGUCGAGUGGAGCGCAGUUGAGGAAGGCUUCAGGUUACUCGAAAGAGACUUGGGAAAGCUCCAGCAAUAUGUCGAGAUAAACGCGACUGGAUUCCGCAAAAUCUUGAAAAAGUUUGACAAACGGUCGACUUCCGCGACAAAAGAGUUGUAUCUAGCUCGACGCGUGGAUAUCCAACCCGUUUUCAACCGCCAGCUCAUAUCAGAACUUUCUGAUACAGUGGCGACAUGUCUUCUCGAUUUAACGGACCUCUCCUCGGGCCUUCAGUUCGAGGGCUCUGCAGCUACCGAUAUCUUCACGCAGCAACUCAUGAUGGAACGCGCUCCUCACAUGGGCCCUUAUCGCGACCUCGAAAAUAGUCUACGAAAGGCCGUCAUGGCUUCCGAUCGAAUUGCCAUAGCCGACUGUGCUCGCUUCUCUGACUCUCUUGCCCAGCAGAACGGAGGCAAGCCAAAUGUGUCGCGUAUAUUAUGGAAUGUAAUUCUCGAAGCGCCUCCCGAGUUGGCCGACCUCAUCCUGGCGUCUGUAUCUAUACCAUUCGACUUCCAAUAUGUGGACGAUAUCAACGGCCGUACUUGCCUCCACGAAGCAGCCAUUGCUGGUGCCUUACGCUUGGUCAAUCUGUGUCUAGACCAGAACGUUCAGGCAGACAAGGCAGAUGUAUAUGGACGGACUGCGAUGCAUUACGGCGCCAUGUAUGGGUUUCCUGAGGUAUGCAGACGCUUGCUGCAAGUGCAAAUACCUCCGAACGCGCUUGACAGGGAUAAUUGCAGCCCGCUAGUCUAUGCGACGCUGCGAGGAAGCGUCGAGUGCGUUCGGGUCCUUAUCGAAGAAGGACAUGUCCCCGUCCAAUCAAUUGCUGAAGAAAGCGACCUCGAUCCUCUGACUUUGGCCAGCCAGUCAGGCCACGUCGACGUCGUGAUGUUGCUCCUGCAGCACGGUGCAAAAUGUCUCCCAAAUACGAACGGCGAAUACCCUAUGCAUCUGGCUGCGAGCGAAGGUCACACUGAGGUCUGUAGAUUGCUGCUCCACCUAGAUGGUUGGGACACACCCGAUAAAUACCACGAAUGGACGCCUGUAUUCCACGCUGCUCGACAUGGCCAUUUCAAUUGUAUAAAAUUGCUGGUCAAAGCUGGGUGCAAAGUCGACAUUAGAGACGAAAUGGGGCAUCUGGCUGUCCACUACGCUGCCUGGUAUGGGCAUCACGCCUGCGUAGACGCGCUCCUGCACGCAACACCUACUAUUCCUCCUACGAACGUCUUCGAGAACCUGCCGCGAGACUCGCCGUCUGGCGCCAUGGAGGACACUCUAAUGUCUGAAAUCGACAUGAUCCCAUCACUGUCACUCCCACCACCCAUCAUGCCACACCGUGUCUACGGACACAAUUAUCUAGACAAGACAUAUCUCAUCCAAGUAACGAUUGGUCAUGCCCAUAGCCCUUCCGAAAAGUUCACCGGCGUUACACUUCAUCACCGCCUCAUCAGCCCGACCCUAAAGGACAAAUACCUCCUGGCUUCAUCCCCGCUGAAGCUAGUAAUGACCACAGAUUCGGACACGGGUACUGCUCCAUAUACCAUUUCUUUGCCACAGCGCGAGCAGAGCGACGUCUUUGCGUUCCAGAUACCCUCGCUAGACAAACUUUCCCUCAAGUUCUCUGUGUAUCCGAACUUCGGCACAAAGACUAUUGGUCGCGCCGUCGCUCUUCCAUCGCUCUUCGUUGACAUUCAGCAUACUCAUCAGUUUGUUCUGCCCAUUUUGGAUCAUAGAUUACAAGUGAUCGGCGAGGUGCCUUUUGAAGUCAAUGUCAUCACUCCCUUCGAGAAUGUCACACUAGAAGUAGGUGGCGGCGUCGAGACGUAUUGGAAAUCUACGGCAUCAGCUAUACCUAGCUUCUCCCCAUCUCCGGCGAUCACGUUAGCACAGGGGAUUCGUCAAACACGGCGUCUUGGUUCCACACAAACGUCUCCAUCGGCAUUCUCCAUCGCAAGCACAACCACGAGUACCAGAAGUCAGGCUUUGACAAUAACAUCUCUGCGAGGCGACUAUAUUUAUGUUGUCGUGCAAGUUACGAAAGAUCUGCAUCCCGUGGCAUAUACAGACUGGCGUCUUCCCGAACCUUCGUAUGAUCUCGGCGUUUCCGACAUUACAUUGGCUCAGUUUGAAGCGCUUGCACUCAAAUGUGGGAGAGCCUUACAACCAGGUCAAACACUGCGAGCUCGUGACUGGCCGAAGCUUAAUAUCAUGGUUUCAUUGGCUCAACUCAUGCUCAGCAUCCCGACGGAAGUAGGCAUGAGCCUGGAACUCGCGUAUGCCUCCAGACGAAUAAGUCAACGUUUUGGCCCCGGCAACCGCCUAAAUCUCAACAAUUUCGUGGAUGCAGUUUUACGGACAAUACAUCAAGCAUCUGCCCUCAAUGGGAAACACGCACGCAGAAACAUCACCUUCGGGUCCUUCUCCCCGGACAUCUGCUCUGCUUUGAAUUGGAAACAGCCGAAUUAUUCUGUUUUCUUUUCCUCGACAUGCGGGCGCAAAUUGGAUCAUUCUCCCAGCCUGACUGUGUUAAACUCCGAUGACGAUAAUGAUCGCAGGCUGGCAAGCUUGGGCGCCGCAGUCGAUUUCGCAAGAACGAAUAAUCUGCUGGGGAUAUGGGUGGACGCCAAUCUGCUGACACAAGUCCCUUCGCUAAUACAUGAAAUCAAGGAGGCAGGCCUUCUUGUAGGGAUAUACAGCGCUACGGAUAUCUCACCUGAAAUAGACGGAUGUCCAGUGGACGCCUACCUCCGAGAUGGUAAUGUCGUAUACGCAGACUUGUCAACGCGGAAUCCCGAUUUCACAGGUCUUGGCAGCAUGGACUUUCGGUAG
Molecule: messenger RNA, 3285 nt
Organism: Pleurotus ostreatus (oyster mushroom)
Lineage: Eukaryota; Fungi; Basidiomycota; Agaricomycetes; Agaricales; Pleurotaceae
Product: ubiquitin-protein ligase peroxin 12
Exons: 9
Coding region: 1-3285 (1094 amino acids)
Biological process (GO): lipid metabolic process
Molecular function (GO): phosphoric diester hydrolase activity; protein binding
Source: RefSeq, a predicted model, not a curated record